AUGGCGUCGGCCAACGCUGCGCUGUCCGACAUUCACGAGGUACGCAUCUCGCGCAAGGCUAGCCUGACCUCCAAGCUCAUGCGGACGCAGCGAUUCCACAUUUUGCGAGAUGAGAUCGAAAAGGCGAUGGGCAACAUGUUCAACCGGUACCCGCACCAUCUCGUACAGCUCCAAAGCGAGCUGGUCCAGCUGUGCGAGCAGCUUCUCUCGUCCUGGCUCGGACCAAGCACAGGACAAGACGAAGUCGAAACGGCUGCAUGGAGCUCCAGCGAUGCUGCUCUGGGAACUGCUCCAUACAGGGAGCGAGAUCUUCCAAGCUGCUUCCAGGAUCGUCCUCGUUCAACAAAUACAGGCAGGUUGUCAAUGAGUCAGAUUGACGAGGUUCACGCUCGCAAUACACGAGCAUCCACAAUAGACAAUUCACAAGACACUCGGCGUAUACUGAUUCCAACCCCUGUGAUGACGGAACAUAUGCCCCUCUCCACCAGUCUCGACGCGAUAUCGGGUUUCGCUGCUGACGACCACCUCAAUGACAGUCUCAGCAGUGGUCAAUUGUCUCGGCUUCCCAGCUAUACAAUCUCUCCAGUCGUCAUCCGCGAGCAGAUCAAGACCAUGGUUCUGCCGCAUCAGAUAUCCUGCUGGUCACUGCUACUUCGCCUCUUCUACGCAACCGGUAGUCCCGAAGCCUUCCUCCAACUCAGAGAUGCAUGCCACUUUACACGGAGAAUGCCAGGCUCGACAGCACCACAGCCUUCGGACGAUGUAGCGGCUACAGUCAAGGCACUUGAUGAUCUUGAUAGCACUUCAUUCAUCACAUCGGUACUUCGAAGAUACCACCUCGUCCGUCUAGUUGAACACCGCAAUCGCCUCUUUGAAAACCACCAGUCGCAGCAUAAUGCAGAAACGGUCAGGCAGUUCAAGUACGGCCAUAGCAAGGUGAAGCAACUCCGGCCACGAGAGGGACAGAAAAAGGCUGCUUCCGCGACGCUCAGAGAUUUGAUGGUAGGAGCAUACCCGCACCUUCACGACGCAUCCAAUCAACCGUUGCACAAUCUCUCCGGCCAGUACGACAAGUCAUAUGCAACCCUCAAACGAAGACUUGGGUAUGGGAAGAGCUGGCACACUCUCGCACAGAAGUUCUCCAUUGGCAUUCUGUGUCUGGUCCCAGUCGCAGGUGAAUUCAGCAUAUACAAUCAUCAGAUCGAGAAGAUGCCGAAUGAAGCGUUCCAAACCUUGCUGUCGCUUUUGUUGGACCACCGUGGUAGUUUCCUACUCAUGUCCAGCCAAAUGCUUUCUCUCCACAUCUUCGACAUUCUGCUACGGCGAGACCUGCGGCAGUGGUAUCCUUUGGAGAACUUCUCGGAUCAAAUCACCUUCAACGAAGGCUACGACUCGUUUGGCCUGGUAAUUGGAUGCACGAACAAGGCUGCAGAGCAUCCAAGAGGGAAUGAAGGAGACGGCGAAGCUUUACAUGUGGAAUGA
Messenger RNA from Zasmidium cellare ATCC 36951, 1482 nucleotides. RefSeq lists its product as uncharacterized. The transcript is spliced from 2 exons. Lineage: Eukaryota; Fungi; Ascomycota; Dothideomycetes; Mycosphaerellales; Mycosphaerellaceae. The record is from RefSeq and is a predicted model, not a curated record. The coding region runs from base 1 to 1482 and encodes 493 amino acids.